GAAGUAUUUGAAUCAAAAGCAAAAUUUUUAUAAUUCCCUUCCUUACCUGGCCUCCUAAACCCUCAAACCAAACAAACAGACCUUAGGUUACCAAUGGAGUUCCGCCGCAGGGGAGCGCACCACCAUCCUCAUCCCCAAGCUACGAAUUCUGAGGGCUGCAAGAUUAAUGAUGCUGUGGAGGCGAUGUCCUUUUGAAAUUGGCCUGUAAUUCAAUUGGGUCUUUAUACAAGGUUAGAUGCAUUUGGGGAAUAUGUCAAUUGAGGAAGCUAUAGAUUUGGGACAAGGGAAGGUGGAAUGUAAUUCUGACCAAGUGGAUGUUUAUAAGACUAAAGUUGAUGAGCUAAUCACAAAGGUUGACAAAAUUGAACAAAGAGUGAAUGAAGUUGAGCAGUUUUACUCAAAUGCAAAGCAAAAUGCAAAACCAAAAACUUCUAGAAGUGCUUCAAUUCAUAAAGAUAAAGAGAAGGAGAAAAAUAUCCCCAGCAUGAAGAAGCUUCAACUGGAUGCUUCUCGUAGACAGGCUGCUGCAGCGAAGAGAAUGCAAGACCUUAUGCGGCAGUUUGGCAGUAUAUUUCGUCAGAUGACACAGCACAAAUUUGCAUGGCCCUUUAUGCAACCAGUGGAUGUUGAGGGACUUGGGCUACAUGAUUACUAUCAGAUUAUUGACAGGCCAAUGGAUUUCAGUACUAUAAAAAAUCAAAUGGAAGCAAAGGAUGGCACUGGGUAUAAGCAUGUCCGUGAGAUAUAUUCGGACAUCUGCCUGGUAUUUAAGAAUGCAAUGAAGUACAAUGGUGAAAGUAGUGAGGUUUAUGCCAUGGCAGCAAAAUUAUUGGAAAAAUUUGAGGAGAAGUGGCUUCAGUUUUUGCCAAAAGUUACAGAUGAGGAAAAAAAACUUGAAGGGGAGCAAGCUGAAGCACAAAAAAGUCUUCAGCUUUUUCAGGAGGCAGCUAAUGUAAAAAUGGCCUGGGACAUACAUGAUGAGCUUCAAGAUAUUUCUAGGCAGAUUGAAGAAUUCAGAGAAAAUGUGCAAAAAAACUGCAGGCACAUCUCUACUUUGGAGAAGAGAAAUCUUGGGGCCGCGCUCUGUAAUUUACGCCCGGAAGAUCUGAGCAAGGCAUUGGAUAUGGUAGCUCAAAACGAUUCCAACUUCCAAGCCACUGCAGAAGAGGUGGAACUCGACCUAAAUGCUCAGAGCGACGCGACUUUGUGGAGGCUAAAAUUUUUCGUGAAUGAUGCUUUAAAGGGUCGGUCCAAUAGUCGUCCCGACGAAGGUGCUGCUGAGAAGAACGACAACAAUAAAAACAUUGCCACGAAACGCAAACGGGAGAUGUGCGAUGUUCGGGCCAAGACCACAAAGCGAAAGAAGAAACCAUAAUUGUUGUUCAUAUUUUCGAUCAACACAAAAGCAAAGGUGUUAUGUAGCUGAGGGUAUCAUUCGAAAAGUUUCUAACUAAAAGGCUCAUUUACCCCGAUCCAACUAACCAUAGAAACUGUAGUUUAGUAUGUUCUCUUGAUCUGCAUAAUUUUUUAGUUUUUUAAGGCUGCGUCUACUGCAUUGUGUUAGGAUGGAUAAUAUUACUUUAUCCAUCUUCAUCUAAUGUUUACUUUGAAAUAUUUGAAUCUCA
Andrographis paniculata is the source of this 1625-nucleotide messenger RNA. RefSeq names its product transcription factor GTE6. Lineage: Eukaryota; Viridiplantae; Streptophyta; Magnoliopsida; Lamiales; Acanthaceae. The record is from RefSeq and is a predicted model, not a curated record. The transcript has 9 exons. Gene Ontology annotation, molecular function: protein binding. The coding region runs from base 236 to 1375 and encodes 379 amino acids.